Messenger RNA from Fimicolochytrium jonesii, 2598 nucleotides. RefSeq lists its product as uncharacterized. The record is from RefSeq and is a predicted model, not a curated record. Gene Ontology annotation, biological process: positive regulation of TORC1 signaling. Gene Ontology annotation, cellular component: cytoplasm. Gene Ontology annotation, molecular function: protein binding. The transcript is spliced from 5 exons. The coding region runs from base 1 to 2598 and encodes 865 amino acids. Lineage: Eukaryota; Fungi; Chytridiomycota; Chytridiomycetes; Spizellomycetales; Powellomycetaceae.
AUGCAGAUCCUAGGAGAGUACAUGCCACGACAUACACGCGCAUGCAACGUCGUCAUCUUUUGCCCUACGGAUCCCAAACUGCUGGCGGUCGGAUUCGAAAAGGUCCGAAACGAUGCCGGACUGGUCGUAUGGGAUACGGAAACGUCGGCACGGACAGGCGUAUCCACGUUUGCCGACAAAUCUGCCGCGGGGAGUGCCCCAGCAUCGCAAAACCGGCCCGUUCCCGUCGCGCAGUUUGGCUCCUCCGAGGGCAUCUCGUCCGCAGGAUGGCUCUAUCAAUCCUCGCCCCUCUUGGUAGCAGGAAUGGGCCUCAAAUGGAUCCGAUCAUACGAUAUGCGAGUCACCCAAAGCACCGCCAGCAUGGUCAUUCCCACAAAAGCCGUCCUCGGUAUCGUCGCGGACCCGUUCAACGGCAACCGCCUUGCUUCCUUUGCGGAAGACGCAAUCGUUCGCGUGUGGGACAUCCGAAAAGCAUCGGAACCCGCGCUCACCAUCAACUCUGAGUUUCGAUACGGGAUCAGUCACGUCGCGUGGUCCCCGCAACGGGCGGGGUGCUUGGCUGCUGCUGGGAAGGAAAGCACGACGUUGAGAGUAUGGGAUACACAAGAGGGAGGGGCGGGAGGGGGAAAAGACGACAGUUUCCCAACCUUUGCAUGGAUUCCAAUGUCCCUCUCCGACGAUUUCUCACAUCACCUGAUCACCGCCUGUCUCGACAAGGACCGCAUCCUCAGCAUCGUCCGUCUCCCACCCACGUAUCGAAUGUCUUUCUGCCCGCUAGGCUCCCUCGCAAUCACGGCCGGCCCGUGCGUCACUGUUCUCGCGCCCACCAUGUCAGCCACCAAAGGCAGACUACAACUCCCCAACACCGCAACUCUCACCACCGCGGACGCGGACCCCAUCCGACCGACCGUGCACGUCGCGCCUCUAACCAACAACGACGUCAAGGCCUCAAAGUCGACCCAACCACUGUCCCGCCUCGGUAUCGCCCGCCGCAACGACCUCCCCAGAGACGACAUCGCGGUCAUCAUGCGCACGCGCGCCGUACAAGGCUACGCAUUCGACGCCCUCGCCAAUGCCAAGCUCUUCGAACGGUGUGCCGACACGGACCUCGAGGACGUCUGGACGUGGAUCCACCAGUUGGCGAAACAUAUAGCUCUCGGCAGGUUCCGCAUCGGACACGUCGAGUAUGCCGGGCAGGGCGUGCAGACCGUUGUGCAGGACAUGCUUUUGUCCACCUCGAGUCGGAAAGUCGUUCAUCAUGACGACGGCACCCGCCCCUCCCCGACCGGCAGCGGCAGCAGUUCCGUGCGGGGGCCGGAACCCAUCUUCCCCUUGAAAACGUACACGAGCCCUUACCGCGACCUCGCCCUGCUGAUGUGUGGUUGGAGUUUUCACUUCCCGCCAGCAGAUCGGGAUGAACGCGAGGACGAGGCGGGGAAGUUGCAGGCGGGUGGGGAGCAUGAGAAGGCCGCGGGGUGGGCUUUAUUUCAUGGGUCGAGUUUGGGCCUUGCGUUGGAGGUUCUGAAGUCUGCGAAAGACGAACGCCUGAAACUGGUAGCAACAGCAAUCGCCGGAUAUUCCGCCUCGCGCUCCAACGGCGCUGGCACAUCCUCCUCAUCGUCAACAUGGGAAGACCUCUGCAGAUCGCUCAGCUCAGACCUCAAAGAUCCCUACCUGCGCGCCAUCUUCGCCCUCAUCGCCUCCAACGGCAACUGGCGCAUCGUGCUCCAAGAACGAGGGCUGUCGCUAAGGGACCGGGUAGGCAUCGCACUACGCUUCUUGAGCGACGAGGAGCUCGUCGAAACCAUCAACGACAUGACGGCGGAAAUGACCUCCGCUGGCGACGUCAAGGGGUUGCUGCUGACGGGCUUGGUUACGCCUACGGGGAUGACGUUGCUGGAGACGUAUAUCAACCAUUGUGGGGAUGUGCAGACUGCGGCGUUGUUGCUUUUGCAUACACCGGGGACAACAACAGCGGCCUCGGCUUCGGCGGCUGCAUCGUCGCGCGUUCUGGACCUGCGCGUGGAUGAGUGGUCGGAGUAUUACCGCGCGUUGCUGGACCGGUGGCAGUUGUAUCACACCCGAGCACGAUUCGAUAUCGCCCGGCACAGAAACCGGAAUCGACAGAGGGUGGGCGGCGGGGCUGCUACUGCAUCGGAAGCAGCAGCACCGCCGCCACACGCGGACUUGACGCCGCAGAUAUACGUUCGAUGCACCUUCUGCAACGCCCCGCUUGCUAAGGCGGCUGCUGGGGACGGGGGUGCGGUAACGGCUGCCACGGCCGCGGGGGGACAGAUGGCGAGUCAUGGGAUGACAGCCUGCCCCACCUGCCGCAAACCGCUCCCCCGAUGCGCCCUCUGCCUUCUCCACCUUGGCACGCCCGCCGACACACUGCGCUAUUUCGGCCGUCGCGGCGGCAAAGCGAACGAACCGGACACCGAUCUGACCGCGGAGAACAAGGACCUGGGCUUUGAGCUGUGGUUCACGUGGUGCCAGACCUGUCGCCAUGGCGGGCACGCGUUGCAUAUGCUGCAGUGGUUUGAGGGGCAUGCCGUUUGUCCCGUGUCGAAUUGCGCCUGUCGGUGUCGGGAGCUGUGA